This is a messenger RNA of Acytostelium subglobosum LB1, 1641 nucleotides long. RefSeq lists its product as hypothetical. Lineage: Eukaryota; Evosea; Eumycetozoa; Acytosteliales; Acytosteliaceae. The transcript is spliced from 4 exons. The record is from RefSeq and is a predicted model, not a curated record. Bases 1 to 1641 code for a protein of 546 amino acids.
AUGAAUAUAUCCAGUGUCCUCUUUCCAGAUGUGAUCAUUCCAAACACUCAGAUAAAUCUCACCCCUAAUCAACCAUUUGGCAAUGCAACAAUAUACUUCUCAUCUUAUAAUCAGAAACCAAUAACAAUAUAUUGGGUAAGAGAUUUGUCCAAUGUUACAACGAUUGAAUCAACAUUGUUAAAUGGUACACUGUCGAUCAAAGUGAAUGGAAACUUCCAACCUGAUUAUAAUUAUAACAUUACUGUGACUCAACAGAUAUGUAAUAUAAUCAGUCAGACCAAUGGAUCACUUCAAUGUUCAAUACCAUUAUUCAUCAUCAAUCCAAACAUUCCAAUCAAUUUGAAUGUUAACUCGCCAUACCAAUCAUUCAUCAAACCUAUAUACAUUCAGAACUCCCCAGUUGUAACAGGUACAUCUCACCUCACUACAGAUGGUGGAAGACUUUCACUCACUGGCAUGUUUGGAACAAACAUCACAGAGGUCUCAGUGUUUGUGAAUGGAGUGGACCGAUCAGUGGUGUCUGUUGAUCAAACUCAGUUGGUUACCCAGGUGGAUAGUACUGGCUUGGUCGUUGGCUAUGCCAACCUCACGGUGGUCAUCAACAAGGUGGUGUUCCAAUCAUCAACACUCCUGUUCAUUGAUCAAAUUGAACAUUUAUCAGAUUGUGGAGUAAAGAACAACUUAUGUAAUGGACAUGGCGAUUGUAACAACAAUGGACUAUGCUCAUGCUACACUGGAUUUGGAGGAUACUAUUGUGAGUACACUCUCAGUCCAGAUGUUACAGUGCUCCCAACAGAUACAUCACCAUCAAUCAUCACAACCAAGUCCAAACUUGACUUCAACAUGGUUGAGAUCCAAGAGUUGGGUAUUGAUCAUCAAAUAGUCCGUGUGUUACCAACUACAUCAUGGACCAUAAGCUCUUCAACUGAUGGUACAUUGACAACAUUCAACUAUAUACUUGAUCUGGUGCCCAACCAACCACUACUCGAGGUUAUCGUCACAUUCCAGUUCUCAAGUGAGGCGAGAUCAUUAUUAUUUGGUGGACAAGACCUCAACUUGUUACCCAACACGUUAAAGAUGACCGUGUCAAUCAAUCAAUGGCAAUUCCUCAACAACAUCAACUCAUUGAGACCAGUGUUCACAAACACAAUGACCAACUUGACUGAGCGAGCAGACGCCCCAUGUCAGGACAACAGGGACUCGACCACAACGAUCAAAGACAACCUGACCAAGAGUCUAUCAUACAUUCAAGUUAUAUUUGAGGACAUUGUAUACUUUGGACGAUUCCUCCCCAUCGCACUUGCUAAUGGUCGACCAACAAGUAUCAUCAACGAAGUGAUCAACACCACUGUCUCAUCAGACCCAAGCAACAACAUUGUGACAUACAUUGGUAUCAAUCUUCCACAAUGCAGCCAAUGUACCAUUGAUCCUGACUUCUCAGUGUUGGUAUCGACCAAGUCAGACUGUCCAUCCAAAUCCAACAGCAACAAGAUAAUGAUCAUUGCCAUUGUUGUUCCAGUUGUAGUGAUUGCAGUGCUUGUUGGACUGUUGGUCGCAUUCAAGACACACCUUGUAAUCUUUUACAAGACACACAUCAAGAAGAGCUUAAGCGCACAGGGCUGGCAAUUAAAAUCAAUUUAA